This is a messenger RNA of Poecilia latipinna (sailfin molly), 1012 nucleotides long. Its product is annotated as glycine cleavage system H protein, mitochondrial-like. Gene Ontology annotation, biological process: glycine decarboxylation via glycine cleavage system; protein lipoylation. Lineage: Eukaryota; Metazoa; Chordata; Actinopteri; Cyprinodontiformes; Poeciliidae. Bases 37 to 564 code for a protein of 175 amino acids. The transcript is spliced from 5 exons. Gene Ontology annotation, cellular component: mitochondrion; cytoplasm; glycine cleavage complex. The record is from RefSeq and is a predicted model, not a curated record.
CAGAGUAAGUCCCUCGCUCAUCAGAUAGCGGCAGAGAUGGCCGCCUGUGGUUUGUUCCGCUCAUUUUCUUCCAACUUUUCCACAGUUUGGCCCUUACUUACCCGCUCACCGCUGCUCUCUCCUCUGAGACUGGCACCUACAGCUUAUAAUGGGAGAACACUAGCUUCUUCAAGCCGAUUAUCAGCAGCACUUAAAUUCACAGACAAACACGAAUGGAUUCGAGUAGAAGAUAACGGAACAGGUACAGUCGGCAUCAGCAACUUUGCACAAGAGGCGUUGGGAGAUGUAGUCUACUGUGGGCUACCAGAGGUGGGAACACAGCUUGCCCAGCAGGAUGAGUUUGGAGCUCUGGAAAGUGUCAAGGCAGCAAGUGAACUUUAUUCGCCCUUGACUGGAGAAGUUGUAGAGGUCAACACACUACUGGCAGACAACCCCGGUUUGGUCAACAAAUCCUGCUACAAAGAUGGUUGGCUGAUGAAGAUGACGAUCGCAAAACCCGCUGAGCUCGACGCUCUAAUGGACGAGGCAGCAUACGAGAGAUACAUCCACUCCAUCGAGGACUAACCUUUGGUUGUUUAACGAUUAUUAUGCUCCUGCUUUAUUUCCAUCAUUACUGGCAGGGAGGAGCAUUUGAUGUGCCUCUCAGUUCCAUCACAAUGCUUAGCAUCCAGCAGCAAAGGUUUGCAGCUCUGUACUGUUGAUCUGCCGGGGCUGUAGAAAUGUGAACUUUAGAAAGUCUUUACCUACUGAAAACGACUGACUUUAGGGGACCUCUCAGUCUGCACUGACUAAAAAAAAACCUGACUUCUUACAGCUACACAAUCUUUAAGCCGACGAAAAGAAAUCAAGUCAUUAAAAAAAAGCUUCCAAGCAUUUCAGUCAAACCUGAAAUUCAGCCUUUGUAUACGUAGACUUAAAAUGCACUUUGGUCUUUAUGGUAUUAAUUUGGUUUGUGGAUACUGUGGAUAUGGGACCUGUGUAAUAGAAAAAUAAACAUUUCCUUACAUGUUCA